AUGCAUCGCCCUGGCAAGCCGCCCGAUAUGCUGCUCGAGUCGACGCUCAUGCUGCUAGCGCAGCGCUGGUCGCAAAAGAGCAAGUGGACCAGGACGCAGCUCAUGGACAAGAUCUACGAGGUCGCGCAGGCGGUUGGCAAGGACCAGGGCGCCCUUCAAUCCCUCAGCCAUAAAAAGCUCGUGGAAAAGCUGACAGAGCUGGCGCGCACCUACGCCGACGUCGUCGAGGAACGAGACGGAGACCUGACCAGCGUCAACUUCCCGCUCGAGUCGCUUGCCCCUGUGAACGGCGAGUUGUGCGCGGGCGAGCUGCGCGAGCGGGAACGCGAGGAGGUCGAGGACGGCGACAAGAAGGCCUUCCUGUUUGUGCCGCUCGAGUCGGAGUCGGACUCCGACGUGGAGGCGACGCCGAUCAAGCUCGACGCCGAGGACGUGCUGGAGAGCAUCAUCUGCAACGCGACGCAGUCCAUCCUCUGCGACAACUUCGUGCAGCUACUCCAUUGCCCCGGCUACGACCUGCGCGUGGGCAGCGUUGUAAACACGAAGCAGCACUUCGCUAUUACCACCGCUGCGCAGUGGCAGCACGCCGUCUCCAAGAAGAAGCUCCACCUGGUCUUGGGAGCAGACAAGGUGCUGGACGCCGCGGCGGCAGCGAGGCAGGAGGCAGAUGGCCGCGCUGACCAGCUAGGUCUGCGAGCGCCGCGAGAGGCGAGAGGAGCGCUCGCCGAUCCCGGCAAUGCUGCAGCGGCCGCGGAGCGGACGACGCGGCCGGAGGUUCAGGGUGUGCGAGUGGAUCCCGCCGAUCGGCCGGCGCACCGCGGGUCGCCACCGCCGCGGCUCCGAGCGCGUGUAUCGACCGCGCAAGACUCCAGGGCCGUGUGCGGGGAUGAACUGGCCCGCUCGGCGGCUGAGCUCGUGGCCAAGCACACCUUCCUCGGCCCGUUGCUUCCGCCUCCUGCGUUUGACGUGCCGAGCGCCCUCCGGCGGCUGUCUCUUCCUCCGCAGCUCCAAGGGCCUGCCACCCGGCCGGGCAUCCGCAGCGAGAGCCUGGCCGUCGGUCGCGCGCUCGGUGGGGUCGACAAGGCGACCGCAGAGCGCUGGCGAAUCAUCGCCGGCCGACCGGAUCUGCUCGAGAGCACUGCUCGCGCCGUCCAAUCCGUGCACAUCUUACCCUUCGCCGGCAACCGGGCGAGCUCGCGGCGCGCCACUCGCUUCAUCGUGCCGAACGGACACCGCUCCCUGCUCAAGCCAGACACGCCGCGCUGGGCGCUGCUGACCGCCCUCGCGCGGUGCUUCGUCCGGCAGCAGGACGAGGGAGAGCGCGAGCACCUCGCGCGCUGCUGCCGCUUCGACGCGUGGGCUUAUCAGGCGCCGCUCGACAAGCCGGCAAUCGCGCUGGUGAUCCUGCUCAUGAUGGCGUGCUACGCGGAGACGGAGCCCGAAUUUCCGCCGCUUGAGCUGUCGCUGCGGGUCAGAGACGGCAUCCGCCCCGAAGACGACAGCCACGCGUCGCGCGACCCCACGGCCUACUGCCUCAUGGAGAACUGCCGGCACUGGGUGCGACGCACGGAGGUGGACCAGCUGUUCGCACAUCCCCACCCGUGCUGCCCGCUGUGCGGCGGUGCGGUGAGUUUCGCGUGGCAGUGCGGGGCGACCGAGGUGAUCUUCCCGACGCGUCGCUCUUCAGCAGCCGAGGACGGAGGUAAUCAGGACGAGUCCCAAGAGCUCGCCUGAGCGAAAUCCCGCCCCAGACUCACUCAGUCACUCUCAGCCGCCAAACGACAGCGUUCGUUCGCAAGAUGCUGCCUGUGCGCAGCGCCGCUAUGUUGAGCCG
This is a messenger RNA of Emiliania huxleyi CCMP1516, 1834 nucleotides long. RefSeq lists its product as hypothetical. The transcript is spliced from 12 exons. The coding region runs from base 1 to 1734 and encodes 577 amino acids. NCBI's taxonomy places the organism in Eukaryota, Haptophyta, Isochrysidales, Noelaerhabdaceae. The record is from RefSeq and is a predicted model, not a curated record.